Herpailurus yagouaroundi (jaguarundi) is the source of this 2619-nucleotide messenger RNA. RefSeq names its product solute carrier family 19 member 3 (gene SLC19A3). The transcript has 6 exons. Gene Ontology annotation, cellular component: plasma membrane. Gene Ontology annotation, molecular function: thiamine transmembrane transporter activity. The coding region runs from base 214 to 1701 and encodes 495 amino acids. The record is from RefSeq and is a predicted model, not a curated record. Gene Ontology annotation, biological process: transmembrane transport; vitamin transport. NCBI's taxonomy places the organism in Eukaryota, Metazoa, Chordata, Mammalia, Carnivora, Felidae.
CUUACUCUCGAACAUCGAUUAACCCAUUGUUCACCAUUUAUUAGUAACUACUCGUUAUCAUGUUUGUGAUGGAGAACACUAGGGAAGUGUGAUCCUGUCCCAGCAAUAGUGAGGACCAAGCCCGUUGACAAAGAAGGGUUUGACUGGUGCACCUAAGGAAUACCUGAGAACACUUACUCGUCACUCACCUUUCCAUUUCAACUGCAGACAGCAAUGGGUUGUUUCAAAGCUUCACCGAGCCAUUCCUGGAUUUAUCCCACCGUGAUCCUGUGUUUAUUUGGAUUUUUCUCCAUGAUGAGACCCUCAGAACCCUUCUUAGUCCCAUAUUUAUCUGGACCAGAUAAAAACCUGACCAGCUCAGAGAUCACAAAUGAGAUCCUUCCCAUCUGGACAUACUCUUACCUGGCACUGCUGCUCCCAGUGUUCAUCGCCACCGACUACGUCCGCUACAAGCCAGUCAUUAUCCUGCAGGGGAUCAGCUUCGUCGUCACCUGGCUGCUGCUUUUGUUUGGCCAGGGAGUGAGGGCCAUGCAGGUUGUAGAGUUCUUCUAUGGGAUGGUCACCGCCACCGAGGUGGCCUACUAUGCCUACAUUUACAGCGUGGUCAGCCCGGAGCACUACCAGAAAGUGAGCGGCUACUGCAGGAGCGUCACCCUGGUGGCCUACACGGCGGCCUCGGUGCUGGCCCAGCUCCUGGUAUCCCUGGCCAGCCUAUCGUACUUUUACCUCAACGUCAUAUCCUUGGCCUCUGUCUGUGUGGCCCUUCUUUUCUCCCUGUUCCUACCAAUGCCUGAGAAGAGCAUGUUUUUUCAUGUACAAGCCAGCAAAGAAGUACAAAAGCCACCAAACAACACCGCAGUGUUAGAUGAAACUUACAAGGUUCCCACACCAGGUGGCGAAGAGAAACCCACUUCAGAAAUACCCACCAUCUCAGGGACCCUGGAGGGUCGGCAGGUGAGCAAUCCGGUGCCAAGAAAUGUCGCCUUGAGAGUUUUUGUACAGUGGUUCCAAGAUUUGAAGGGAUGCUACUCCUCACAUCAUCUUUUUUACUGGUCUCUGUGGUGGGCCUUUUCCACAGCAGGUUUUAACCAAAUUUUGAACUAUGUUCAAAUCCUGUGGGAUUACAAGGCACCAUCCCAAAAUUCUUUCAUCUAUAAUGGGGCAGUAGAAGCUGUUGCAACCUUUGGAGGGGCCGUGGCUGCCUUUGCCGUGGGCUUUGUGAAAGUCAACUGGGAUCUCCUGGGAGAGUUGGCUCUAGCGAUCUUCUCCAUCAUUAGUGCAGGCUCUCUGUUUCUCAUGCAUUACACAACCAACAUCUGGGUGUGCUAUGCUGGCUAUUUAAUAUUCAAGUCCAGCUAUAUGCUUCUUAUAACCAUAGCAGCAUUUCAGAUUGCAGUUAAUCUGAGUGUGGAGCGCUAUGCCCUGGUGUUUGGAAUGAACACCUUCGUGGCCCUGGUGAUCCAGACCAUUAUGACAGUGAUCGUAGUAGAUCAGAAAGGACUCAACCUGCCUAUCAGCAUUCAGUUUUUAGUUUAUGGGAGUUAUUUUGCAGUUAUUGCUGGCAUUUUUCUAAUGAGAAGCAUAUACAUCAUCUGCUCAACCAAGUUCCAAGAGCAGCCACAGAGCUCUCCUACAUGUCAGAAUCCAGCUGAGCCCCACCCAGACGGACCCAGGAAUGUCAACAUGGAAACAAAGCUCUAACCUUAUGGCAACCACUGCAUCCACUGAGAAAGGACCCGCCUGGUCGCAAAGUCACCGAGUGACACAAAAUGACACACUUCCCAAGUCUGGAUUUCAAGGAACCUUUUCAAAACCCCAACAAAAUAUCGGUUUUAGACCAGAUGUCUAUGUGCCCAGCUGGAUGCAUUCAACAGGUCCCGUCACCUCAGUCAAACAGUCCGUGCUGGGGACCCCAGGGAGUAGCAAGGACUGGGAAAUUCUGGUUCUGAUUACUCUUUAGGACAUGCAAAUGGCAUGGAAACAAACCACGAGAAACUCCAGCCGUUCUGGACUUGAUGUUCCCGACUCCAGAGCAGAAAUACUAACUAGAUUCACCUUGUUGCUUGGCUCACAUCUUUGUUUUAUCUUGCUGAAACUGGCAAGAGAGGGGACAUUUUUUGUCACAUGGCCAUUUUCCUUCUUCUUCUAUUCAGUAUAUUUCUAUAUAGCAUGCAGUUCUCUGAGAGAAUUUCAAGGUUUGGUCCCAUUUCUGAGGAUCCCUCUUCAAUCCUGAUAACAUGGCAUUAUUCACAAGCUAAAAUUUGGUAAUAUCACCAUUUAAUUCGGUCAUGAUUAUUUUUCGCUUUGGGUUCUGCUGAGCUUUGUUGUUAAAAAUCUACCUCAGGAAUAGCUCCAGACGUUCCUGGAUAUCCACAGAAUGACAUUCAAGUCAAUUCCUCGUGACCAUAGGGGAGACAACGGGCUUUCUCCCUACCAUGACCCCAGACAGGUGUUUUAAUGCUGUGUCCGUGUGAUCUCUGUGUAAAACAGAGAAACUUAACUAGAAAUUUCUAGGACUUUUUAAGUAUUUUUAAGUAAGAAAAUACUAAUAGGGUGGGGGAAACGCCUAAUUUUUAAAGGGCAGUGCUUGUGCCAAAUAAAAUAAUGUGGGCAAAAAUA